This is a messenger RNA of Eurytemora carolleeae, 1660 nucleotides long. Its product is annotated as mediator of RNA polymerase II transcription subunit 1. The transcript is spliced from 9 exons. The coding region runs from base 80 to 1660 and encodes 526 amino acids. NCBI's taxonomy places the organism in Eukaryota, Metazoa, Arthropoda, Copepoda, Calanoida, Temoridae. The record is from RefSeq and is a predicted model, not a curated record.
AUAAACAUAACUUUUUGUUUAUUUGUUCUAAUGUUUACUUAAAAAUCAGAUUUGUGUAACUAGGUAUCCUUAGAUUAAAAUGAGUUCUGUGUGCGGCGAGGUUGGGUUUCAAAGACCUCCUCCUCCUGUCAGAAAACGUAGAAGUAUUCUACCUAGAACUAAACUUGUCAAGAAUCUGGACCAAGCGCAUAUAGAACCUAGAACAGCUCCAGGUCCAAGUUACACCGGUUAUCCGGGUCCCAGGGAGGAUGGUAGAUUCCACAGAGAUAAAGGGAACUCUGAGAGCCAAAAGAAUGACAACCGAACCCGAGGAGAUACCGAGGGGAGAGAUGGGAGAUCUACUCCAGGUGAACCCGGAUACAGAACAUCUCCAGGUGUACCCGGAUACAGAACAUCUCCAGGUGUACCCGGAUACAGAACUUCAGCUGGGAACAGAUAUAAGGAGAAGAACUUGAGUCCUCAUGUUCCAUUCUCGGACAAGGUUUUGAAAUCUCCUUCACUCAAAAAGAAAAGACAGGCACCUUCUCCCCCCUCUUCAUCAGUAGAACCUGGAUACCAUUCCUCUCAUUCUUCAGUAGAACCUGGAUACCAUUCCACCCACCCUUCCCAAAUAUCUUGUGGAAAUCCAAAUUUUCUUUAUCAUUCGAAAGAAGAGCAUAAUUCCAGCUACACACACGAUGUUAACUCGAAAUACAGACACGAGACCAACUCGAGUUAUAGUUCUGUGCAAAAUAUUAACUCCAGUUCUGGUCAGAAUUUGAACUCAAGAUCAAGACAAAAUAUUGUCUACAGUUCAGAAAAUGAUAUCAACUUAAGUAUUAAUUCUAUUAUAAAUUCAAGUUGCAGUUACGAUAAAAACACAAGUUCAAGAACUAAAAUAAAAUCAAGUUCUAGGAAAGGAAUUUACUCGAGUUCACGGGACUGUUUGAACCCAAGUUCAAGACAGUAUAUGAUCUACACUUCAAAACCAGUGAGUGACUCUAGUCUAGGAAAUGUUCCUGGUUUAAGUCAGUCAGGAGAACAUCUGUCUCCGAACUCACCAAGAUCUACUCCGAUAUCUUCCAAUCCUCAAACCCGAUCAAUUCAUCCUUCUCCGCAUAUCCGAACCAGUCACUCCUCACCGACGGGAUUUGAAAGUUUACCGGAGACUGAUAUCCGUCCUGUAUCCGGGUUACCCAAACCUUUGGACCGAAUCUCUAGAUCUAACAAACCCUUUCAUCCUUCUCUCUCUACAUCUAAAACUACGCCUAAUAUUGGAUCUUCAAGGAUCAAAGAGAAUUCUGCGUUUUUGGGAUUAAAUUCUGAGAAUCCUGAGGAGAAAGAGAGACAUGCAGAGCUAGUCAACGAGCUCCGGGAUGUUUUAGAACAGAAGAAAGUUCUGAAAUCUGUUGAAAUGUUUUCAACUGUGGAAACUAACAGUUCUAUCUUCAAGUUCUCCACCUAUAAGUCGUAUAACCCAGUUCCACAGAAAUCAGAGAACAUGAGAAGCAAAAUCAAACUUUUCGACACUGAGCCAGCGACUAGAAAGGAACAGAGUGGGGAAGAAAAGAAAACUGCAAGAAAAGAAGAAAAUGCUCACCAGAAUAAAGAAAAAGUGCUUGAGAAUGGAUUCAGCUCCGGAGUUUUUAAACAUACAGGUGCAAGAUCUAAAAAUACUUAA